Selaginella moellendorffii is the source of this 2237-nucleotide messenger RNA. Its product is annotated as axoneme-associated protein mst101(2). NCBI's taxonomy places the organism in Eukaryota, Viridiplantae, Streptophyta, Lycopodiopsida, Selaginellales, Selaginellaceae. Gene Ontology annotation, biological process: chromatin organization; regulation of double-strand break repair. Gene Ontology annotation, molecular function: histone binding; DNA binding. Bases 194 to 2131 code for a protein of 645 amino acids. The transcript has 11 exons. Gene Ontology annotation, cellular component: nucleus. The record is from RefSeq and is a predicted model, not a curated record.
UAGGGCGUCUCUAAAGCUCGCUUCUUUCUCGUUCGGGGCUAGGGUUCUUGGAUUUCUCCCAGUGGCAGGAGGACAAGGAAAUGCGCGUCUAAAAAAGUAGUAGUGGCCCUUGUUUCUCGAGGUUAGGGUUCUUCUUCUUCUUCUUCUUUGUUUUAGGGCUCGAAAGAAAUCCGUUGGGCUAGUGUUGAUAGGAAUGGCGACGGAGGAAGGCGACGCUGCGCCCGUGGCGGCGGCGGCGGCGGCCGAAGAGAAUCUAGCGCCCGCCAAGGAAGCGAAAGAUUUGACGGAGAAGAAGAGCGAGGAGGAGGUGAAGGGCGAGGAGUCUAUCCAGGGCGUCCAGACCCAAGAAGCCGCUCCGGCGCCACCGGAAGAAGCUCCAGGUAAGUCGGGCCAAGAGAAGGAAGGAGCGGACGGUGAUAGUAAGGCCAAGGCCGCCGAGGAGGAGGAGGACAAGAAAGCCGAGAGCGACGAGAAGGAAGAUGAGAAGGAGAAAGAGAAGGAGAAAGAGGGUGAGAGUGGUGAUGCCACGGCCAUGGAAGGUGUUGAGGAGAAGGAUGAAAAGGCCGAAGAGGAUGCCGAGAACGGCGAGGCUGAGGCGUCCAAGCCGCAACCAAAGAAGAGGGGACGGCCCAGGAAAGAUAGCAGCAAGGCCAAGGAAAAGGAAGUGGCCACACCCUCGACUCCGACCGAGAAGCCUGAGAAAGGUGAGGGGUCCGAGGAAACACCCAAGUCGAAGCGGGGCAGGAAGAAAGCCGAGUUCUCGCCUCCGAUUGACAGGCCUUCACGGGAGAAGAAAUCGAUUGAGAGGUUUGGAGCAGGAUCUCUGGAUAUGCCAAAGUCGAAGGACGUUUAUAUCAGAAAGGGAGGCGGCACUCCUCUGAAAGAAAUCCCGAAUGUGGCUUACAAACUAAGUAAAAUUAACAAGAACGAUCCUGUAUUGAAGACUCUCCACUACGUCUUCUUCGCUCAGCGGUCUAAGGCGGCUACUGUCAAGCAAAAUCUUCUCCAGUUUUCGGGCCAUUGUUGGGGAGAGAAGGAAAAGGACCAGAUUAAAGCGAGGGAGCGGCUUGAAAAGUGCCAUAAGGACGAGCUAAACGAGCUUAUAGAUAUCUUGGAUUUAAAUAUGAAGGGGAAAAAGGAGGACUUGGUUGCGAAGGUCUUCGAGUUCCUAGCAGCUCCACACGCGACAACAGAUAUAAAAUUGGAAGACACAGAAAAAGAGCAGGCUGAAAAGAAACGCAAGGGGAAAAGCCCGGGAAGGCCUAAGAAGCAGGACUCAGACGAGCCACCAAAACGCAGCGGCAGAAAAAGAAAGCAGGUGGUGGAAGAGGACGACGAGGAGGAAUCUGAUGACGACGACGAGAUCGAGCAAAAGAAAACGUCAGAUGAAGAAGGAGAUGCGAGCGAGUCCGCUGACGAUACAGAAGCUGACUCUGGCGAAAGGCCGCCACCUAAGAAGCAGAAGACGGAUACGAAAGUUUUUACCAGGAAGAAAAAGGAGACCGAGAAGGAGAAAACCAAGAAGAAGGAAAAGACUCCGGCCAAGUCAGCGAAGAAGUCCACGAAGGGCAAAGAGAAAUCGAUCGACAAAGAGGGAGGCGAUGAAGCUCAGUCCAACCAUUCGAAGGACGAGGAGAUUCGGACUCAUGUCAAGGAGCUACUCCAAACUCUCGACCUCAAGAAGGCUUCUUUCACUGUUAUCAUCAAGAAACUUGGCGAAAGGUUAAACAUCGACUGCACGGACGGAACCAUGAAAUCCCGGGCGAAGGCUCUGAUACGGGAGGAGUUGAGAAAGCUCCCCGACACCGACGACGAGGUCGACAAGGACAAGGCAAAGCCCGACGAGAAAGAGAAAGUGGCUGCCAAGGCCGAGGAGGAGAAGUCCCAAGCCAAGGCGGGGACCAAGAAGAGCGAUGGAGACACCGAGAUGGUGGACGCGGCGGAGCCAGCUGCGGAGGAGAAGAAGGAAGAUGGAGCCGAGGCAGCGAAAGAAGUAGAGGAGGAGGAGCCACCGGCAGCAGCAAAGCCGGACGUAGCAGCAGCAAAGCCCGAGGGAGAGAUUGAUGGCGAGAAGAAAAGCCAGGAGAGUAGCGAGAAGGCUCAACGAGACGAGGUGAUGGCCGAGUCGUGAUCGUGAUUGUGUAGAAAGAAAAAAUUUCACUGUCAAAUUUGUAAUAGUCUUAUUUUACUGACCACGGCUCAAAUUCUUAUAAAGUUGGAACAAAGGUUUGAUAUGA